AUGGAGGACGAAAUUACAGAUAGACUCAACAAGUUCAUUCUUACGGAGGAGGAAAAAGAUUCUAUUGAGAUUGAUGUUCAAGAUAUCAUGUCAAGUAUGAAAAAUUGUGAAGUAAGUCUUCUCGGAAAGGUUAUUGCAGACAAGCAAGUCAGUGUGUUAGGUGUUAAAAACACAAUGAUGCUUGUUUGGGGGAACCCUAUUGGACUGAAAGUUUUACUGGUAGGCAAGAAUCUCUUUCAAUUUGUUUUCCGUCACAAAGAAGAUGUGAAGAAGGUGUUGUAUGGAACGUCGUGGCUUUAUAGUAAAUACUUGAUCAACAUACAUCAAUGGCAACCAACACUCCAGGCUAACUCUCAUAUCUUUAACAUGUGUGAGUUAUGGCUUCAAGUCUGGAAUAUACCACUACACUGGAUAUCCAUUGAAGUAGGAAGUAAAAUCAGACAUGCUCUCGGAGGGACAUCUGAUGUCGUGAUACCGGAAAAUGGAAGCAAGGAGGGUAGACACAUGCGCAUAAAGGUUCUAAUGAGUAUUAACAGACCUCUACUGCGUGGAAAAUUAAUAAAGAUGGGCUCGAAGGAAAAAUGGGUGGAAUUUCGAUAUGAAAAUCUGCCAUAUGUUUGCUACUAUUAUGGAAUACUAGGACAUACAGAAAAAUCUUGA
This is a messenger RNA of Solanum dulcamara, 660 nucleotides long. RefSeq lists its product as uncharacterized. The transcript has a single exon. The record is from RefSeq and is a predicted model, not a curated record. NCBI's taxonomy places the organism in Eukaryota, Viridiplantae, Streptophyta, Magnoliopsida, Solanales, Solanaceae. Bases 1 to 660 code for a protein of 219 amino acids.